AUGACAGUAAAAGAUGUUACGUUUUACCAAAACCAUUUAAAUGAGGAAAAAAAUACAGAGUACCAUAAAUUGAAGUUGUUAGAAGAAGAUACGGAAAAUAUAUAUAAUGAAUAUGAAAAUAGCAAAAGGUACGAUCAUAAAAAGGCAUAUAUAGAAAAGGUCAAAAGACUAAAGGAAAAAAAAUACUUUGGAAAUAAGACAAUAGGAAAGAAAUCCAGCUAUAUAUAUCUAAUUAACCAAAUAUUCGGUUCAGGAAUUGUAUCUAUACCUUAUAUAUUUAAAAGUUCAGGAUGGUUACCAUGUCUAAUUGCAAAUGUCGGCAUUUGUCUUUUAACAAUUUUUAAUACUAUAUUAUUUUUAAGAGCUAUGACAAUGAUACCGAAUAAUAUUCAUUUUAAUAAAAGGUAUGAAUAUAUAUCAACCGUUUGUUAUUUUUUAGGAAAGAACAACAUAUUUUUUUGGUGUAUGCAAGUAUGUUACUAUGCUAGUAUAUUAGGGAGUAAUAUAAUUUCAAUAAUUAUUGUAUCACAUGCAGUUGAUAAUAUAAUAAUAAAUAUAUUUGGUUAUACUGUUGGUAUUGUUAUGUACCCAAAUUUUCAGUUAAACUUCUUUACUGACGUAAAUGAACUAUAUUAUAACAAAAAUUACAUACUGUGUUUAACAGUAGGUUAUUUAAUAAAUGCUUCGAUAUCUAUAUAUUUUUCUCAAUCAAAUUUAGAAGAUAACAUGAAAAUACAAUUGAUAUCAUUCUUAUUUCUAAUGAGUACAAUAUUCCAAAUGAUGUUUUUAAGUGGACUCAAAUUAUAUAGAUAUAGUAAUACAAAUAUAGGAAUCUCAAAUAAUGGGAUAAAAAAAUAUGCAGGUAUAAAAUAUCCAACUGCAUUUGGUGAUUUUAAUUUUAAACAAUUAUUAUCAUCUUAUAUAUCUGCUUAUUCAGCAGUCACAGUCAUCCCUUGUUGGGCAAAUGAAAUGAAGUCAGAUGUAAAAAUUAUAAAAACCGUUUGGUUAUCUAACUUUUUUUGUUGUUUUAUUUAUUAUAUCUUUGGAUAUAUUUUAUGCACUGCUUAUCCGAAUAUUAAUAGUGACAAUAUACUAUAUGAUAUAUUACAAAACCCUUUUAUAAAUAAUUAUAUGAAAGUCACUAUUUAUCUUUUUGAUUUAUUAACCAUUGCUCCAGGUAUAUAUGUGUACUGUAUUGCUACUAGAUACAAUUUAAUAAAUAGUAAUAUGUGUUCAGAAAAAAUAGCAUUUAUUUUUGGUACCAUUCUUCCUUUUCUUAUCUCAUUCUUUUUUACAUCACGCAUCAUAUUUGAAAAUAUUUUUACAUGGUCUAGUCUAAUAUUUUCCUAUACAUGCAAUUUCAUUGCACCAUCUGUUAUAUAUUUAAUAGCCUGCAAAAAUAUUCCCUAUUCAGAAAAAAAUCCGUUGCAGCAUACUCAUGUUUUAUAUGAUCCAAAAGAAUAUAAAAAAAAGAAAUCACUGUAUAAUAUUUUUUAUUCAAAAAUUGCCAUUAAAGAAAAGGACACUGAACAUUAUAACCCUCUUGAUUUAAAUAUAAAAAACAAAGAUGGUGAAAAGGAGCAGAUUAAGGAGGAACAAGAGAUAGGAGAACAAAAUGGCAUUAUAAAAAAAUUUCAGGUUCAGAGGAAUUAUUCUCCUACUGAAGAACAGGAAAAUAUAGAACUAAAAUUAGAUAGAGCAAAGUUACCACAUAAAUCGCACCAUGCUACUUUUUUAAAAAAUAAUAGCAUUCACACAUCAAAUACACGCAAAAUUAGAAAAUCAGAUGAACAUAAUAUAAUUAACAGUAUUAACUGUUCUAACGAUAUUAAUGUGAGUACUGAAAAAAUGAGUUCUUUUAUUACUGCAGUGGAUAAUAAAGUAAAUGGCACAAUGACUAUACAAGAUAAUGAUAUCAUUGAAAAUGGUAAUGUGAAUUCUCGUGUACGCAUUAGUGAAGAUGAAAAAGAAAAAAAUUUAUCGAACUAUUUAGAAGAGGAAAAAAGCAAAAAUAUAAUACCAUUAGGUAACGUUUCGAAUAAACAUAUUGAUGAAAAUAGGAAGGAAUCUAACUGGGAUAAUACAUGUGAAAACUAUGUAGUACCUAUAAGCAAAGGAUUAAUAACAGAAUUUGGUAAGGACGAAUAUCAAAUAAAUAAAAAUUCGAAAAAAAAAAAAAAAAAAUGUGUCUCGUUGAAAGUGGAAAAUAAUUAUAUAUUAACACAUAAGGAGAGCAGUGAUUGGGAAGCAAAAAAAAAAAAAAAACCUACAGAAAUAGAAGAAAAAGGAAUCAUAGAAAAAGUGGAGAAUCAUGAACCAAAUAUUAACAAAAAAAAACUGGGGGAAAAUGAGACAAACGGAUCCUUGCCUAUCCACGAUUUAUUCGAAGAAGAAGAGAAUAAUAACUAUAACAGUAAAGAUGAUAUAGAAAAAGGUAGAAAAAUGUCAGGAAAAUGUUAUAACGGAAAGAAAAGCAAAACAGAUAAAUUAGAAUUUCGAAAAUUUAAUUCUCUGUUCAAUAUGAAGUCAAAAAACAUAAGUGAGAAGGAUUCAAAAGAGAAACAUAAACUAUCAAAUAAUAUUAGAAGGUCAAGAAAGCACAAAACAGUUAUGGGUUUUGAAAAGAACAAAAAAGACAAAAAAGUUUCCAUUCAAGAUGGGCAAACAUUUUCUCAAAGUUCCGAUUCUAGUGAUAAUGAUAUCUUAUAUGAUAAAAUAAUAGCUGACUUAUCAAGAAAUAUAUAUAAUGAUAUAAAAAUAGUAAAGGAAAGUUAUGAAAGAGAUGAAUAUUUAAUUAAUUACUCUGAUAUUUUCGACUCCUUUCUAAAUCUAAAAUUGAUAUUAGAAAGUAACUAUAAUGGAAAAAAUACUAUUUACAAUUUUUACAAUUCGUGUAUUACAAAUAAAACUCAUUUUAAUAAAACAAUAAAGGAGAGUAAUAAUGUAAUGCAUAAUAGUUUCAAUACGUCUACUUUUCCGAAUAAUUAUUACCUAAAUAAUGUUACUACGGAAAUACCACAUUCAGUUGGUAUAACAAUUAAGGAAAAGAAAAUGGCUAGUCAGGAGAAUAGCGAAGAGCAUGAUACGGUUUUACAGACUAAAGAUCUUCAGGAAUUCACGGAACCAAAACGCAACAAAAUGAACGAACAAAAAUAUGAAGAAAUGGGAAGAACAUACGGAGUGAACACAAUAAUGGAUAACUGUCCACUAAGUAGUAGAGAGGAAAAGAAAAAGGAGUUGGAUGGAGUAGAAGAAGAUGAAGAAAAAGAGGAGGGCGCAGUAAUUAAUCUUUCCGAUGAUAUAUAUGAAAGGAAUAUAAGUGAACUCGAAAAAAAAUUUCACAUGUUCAUUAAUGGAAUAAAUAAUAAACAGAAUUUUACAUGGAAUUUUGACGGAAAUAAAAACAAGAAUAAAUUAGGAAAAGUAAUAAAUAACAAAAAUAUAAAUGUAUCAAAUGUACAAAACAUUUUUCAACCAAAUGAUAUUACGAAUUCUUAUUAUGAAAGAUCAAAAAGUGAAAAUUAUUUUCGUGCAUUAAGUUUAUGUAAAAAAGGGCUUCACUACGAUGUACAGUCAGAUAAAUUCAAUACUAUGCAUAUUCUGAAAAGUUCAAAAUCUUGUGGUAAUUCUUUGCUAAAUUAUAGAUCGACGGAUACUAAUAUCAUUAAUGAUUUUAUUCAAACAAAAAGUGUUGACUACAGCAGAAAAUUCAAGCAUGUACCAUUAGAAAGCAGCGAAAACAUAUUUAAUUAUUUCAUUCCAAAUGAUGAUGCAGGGCUAGGAAAAAAGCCAAAAAAGGGCAUAAAAAAUAUAAUCACAGAUACCCAGGCACCUUUAGAAAUGGUAGCGAGCAACGAGAAUGAGAAUGAGAACGAGAAUGAGCACAUAUAUACAGAGAAUGCUCUAAUAACCAACACUAACUCCUCCGAAUUUGACAUAACAAAAUAUUUUUUUAAAAAUGGUCAUGAUAUGUUUCCACUUAUAGAUGAAAAUAAAUUAGCUGUAAAUAAAGAAAAAAUUAAAAAUUUCAAAACAGAAGAUUCCGUGUGUGUCAAUAAAAACAAUAUACAGUCAGAGGACAAAAAUUUUAUGCACAUAAAUUCAUACAACAAAAAAAUAAAAAUGUACAAGGAUGUAAACACACUGGCAGUACCAGAUAAUGUGUAUAAUGUGAUCCCCAAAAUAAAUAAAGUAAGUGGCGGAAAUAAUGUAGAUGACACUAUAAACAACAUUUUCAAUUAUUAUAAAUACAAUUUCCUCUUAUCAUUUAGUGAAAAACAUAAUAAUAAUAAAAAAAAGAGAGAUUUUAACAAACAUAUAAAUAUUAGAAAUGAGUAUUUUCUUCAAAAUAGUAUAAAUAGAGAAAGUAACAACGUAAAUGGAUCAUAUGCUGUAAAUAGCGAAAACGAAAUAAAUGGAACGCAUUGUGAAAACAAUGAAGUUAAUUAUUAUAAUGUAGAAGACAAUUCAGAUACGCACAUAAGAACAAAAACAUAUUCCAAUAUUAAUUCUAAAUUUCAUUAUUUAAGGAAAUUUCAAAAUGAUGAGAAAAAGGAACCAUUACUUAAUACUCAUCAAAAAGUAAAGCAGUAUGACGAAUUGCCAACAAUUAAUUUAAUAUGUUCGGAGAAACCUUUAUACGGAUAUGAAGAUGCAUAUAAAAUAGAUGACUAUGUAAAUGGCAAAAUUAAUGAAAAUAUUAUUCACGUAUACCCAUGUAGAUACUUAAGAAUCAAGCACGUAACAAUAACAAAAAUGUUAUUGUUUAUUGCAGUACAGCUACUUCUAAUUUCCGUCUUCUACGAUUUUAUUUAUUAG
This is a messenger RNA of Plasmodium malariae, 4818 nucleotides long. Its product is annotated as amino acid transporter, putative. The coding region runs from base 1 to 4818 and encodes 1605 amino acids. The transcript has a single exon. The record is from RefSeq and is a predicted model, not a curated record. Lineage: Eukaryota; Apicomplexa; Aconoidasida; Haemosporida; Plasmodiidae.